This is a messenger RNA of Bufo gargarizans (Asiatic toad), 1734 nucleotides long. It is a transcript of the gene ONECUT1, whose product is annotated as one cut homeobox 1. Gene Ontology annotation, cellular component: nucleus. The transcript is spliced from 3 exons. The record is from RefSeq and is a predicted model, not a curated record. Gene Ontology annotation, biological process: regulation of transcription by RNA polymerase II. NCBI's taxonomy places the organism in Eukaryota, Metazoa, Chordata, Amphibia, Anura, Bufonidae. Gene Ontology annotation, molecular function: DNA-binding transcription factor activity, RNA polymerase II-specific; RNA polymerase II cis-regulatory region sequence-specific DNA binding. The coding region runs from base 203 to 1681 and encodes 492 amino acids.
CAGGAGAUGGCGAGGGGACUGAGCAGACUGCAAUCACCGCCGCCGCUGCUCUCCUAAAGGGGAACGGGCCUUGAAGCGCAGUGACCCCGAGCCCCGUCUGUCUAAUGGUAAUAAGCGGAGCGGAGGACAAGUGCCAGUGUUCCCGGGACGUGUCACCCACACGCCACAUACAUGUGCUGUCCACACGCCUGCACGCCUCAUCAUGAACGUCCAGCUGACCAUGGACAAUAUUGGCGAUCUGCACGGGGUGAGCCAUGAUCCGGGAUCGGCCACUGCUGAUCUGAUGACCGGCAGCCCCCACCACAGAGGAUCGGUGACACACCGCAGCAACCACCUGGCUGCUCAUCCCAGAUCCAUGGGCAUGGCUUCCAUCCUGGACGGAGGAGAAUACCACCAUCACCACCACCGGCCCCCAGACCAUGCCUUAACGGGGGCACUGCACCCCACCAUGACCAUGGCGUGUGACACCCCACCGGGCAUGAGCAUGAGCAGCACCUACACCACCCUCACCCCUCUGCAGCCCCUGCCACCCAUCUCCACCGUGUCAGACAAGUUCCCCCAUCAUCACCACCACCACCACCACCACCAUCAUCCCCACCAGCGGAUACCGGGCAAUGUCAGCGGCAGCUUCACCCUCAUGAGGGAUGACAGAGGGCUGACUUCCAUGAACAAUCUGUACACCCCCUACCACAAGGAGGUCACCGGGAUGGGACAAAGCUUGUCGCCGCUCUCCGGAUCUGGUCUUGGGAGCAUCCACAAUGCCCAGCAAGGCUUGCCUCACUACCCUCACCCCAGUGCCACCAUGCCUACCGAGAAAAUGCUCACCCCCAAUGGCUUUGAAGCCCAUCACCCUGCCAUGUUGACCAGGCAUGGUGAACAACAUCUCACCCCGCAAUCUGCUGGCAUGGUGCCUAUCAAUGGGAUCCCUCAUCACCCUCAUGCCCAUUUAAAUGCCCAGACUCACGGGCAAAUCCUGGGCUCCACAAGGGAGCAGAACCCUUCAUCUGUGACUGGAUCACAAGUCAACAAUGGAAGUAAUUCAGGGCAAAUGGAAGAAAUCAAUACCAAAGAAGUGGCUCAGAGAAUCACCACCGAGCUCAAGCGGUACAGCAUCCCCCAGGCGAUCUUUGCGCAGAGGGUGCUGUGCCGCUCCCAAGGGACCCUCUCAGAUCUGCUGAGGAACCCCAAACCUUGGAGCAAACUCAAAUCUGGCCGGGAGACCUUUCGCAGGAUGUGGAAGUGGCUGCAGGAGCCUGAAUUCCAGAGGAUGUCAGCUCUCAGGCUAGCAGCUUUGGUACCAGCCGAUCCGGUAUUCCAGCACUCUGGACAGUUGCCUGCAGACUCCCUGGUUAAAAUCGGCUACCCAUCUCAAAGCACCCAGUCUAAUCACUUGUCAUGUAAACGAAAAGAACAAGAUCAUGUUAAAGACAGAGGGAAUACACCAAAGAAACCAAGGUUGGUCUUCACAGAUGUCCAACGGAGGACUCUACAUGCAAUAUUUAAAGAAAAUAAGCGUCCAUCCAAAGAGUUACAGAUCACUAUUUCCCAGCAGCUUGGCUUGGAGCUCAGCACAGUCAGCAACUUCUUCAUGAAUGCUCGCAGAAGGAGUCUAGAUAAGUGGCAAGAUGAGGGCAGCUCGGGAAAUACAUCAUCUUCAUCAAGCACUUGUACCAAAGCAUGAAGGAAAAAAAAAACAACAAAAAAACACCAAAAAAAAAUAAAAAUGUAAAAAGA